UGGAUAUUGCAGAAUGCUUACAAAAUUGGAUUUGUCUCGUUGUGAAAAACUUAAGAAGCUUCCAGAAUUUAAAUUGAGCAACUUGAAGCAUUUGGAUCUCAAGAAGAGCUGGAGGUUAACAGAAACCCCUAAUUUUGGUGAUAUGCCAAACUUGGAGACACUAUAUUUAGGGUGGUGUGAGAAUUUGGAAGAGGUCCAUCUCUCUCUUGGACAUUGCAGAAUGCUUACACAAUUGGAUUUGAAGUGUUGUCGCAAACUUAAGAAGCUUCCAGAAUUUAAAUUAAGCAACUUGCAGCAAUUGAAUCUAAGCUGGUGCGGUGGGUUAACAGAAACCCCUAAUUUUGGUGAUAUGCCAAACUUGGAGACACUAAUUUUAGAUGGGUGUAAGAAUUUGGAAGAGGUCCAUCCCUCUCUUGGACAUUGCAGAAUGCUUACAGAAUUGAAUUUGAGUGAAUGUGAAAAACUUAAGAAGCUUCCAGAAUUGAAAUUGAGCAACUUGAAGCAUUUGAAUCUAAGCGGGUGCGGUGGGUUAACAGAAACCCCUAAUUUUGGUGAUAUGCCAAACUUGGAGACACUAAGUUUACAUGGGUGUAAGAAUUUGGAAGAGGUCCAUCCCUCUCUUGGACAUUGCAGAAUGCUUACUUAUUUGAAUUUGAGUGAAUGUGAAAAACUUAAGAAGCUUCCAGAAUUGAAAUUGAGCAACUUGAAGCAUUUGAAUCUAAGCGGGUGCGGUGGGUUAACAGAAACCCCUAAUUUUGGUGAUAUGCCAAACUUGGAGACACUUUUUUUAGAUGGGUGUAAGAAUUUGGAAGAGGUCCAUCCCUCUCUUGGACAUUGCGUAAUGCUUACAAAUUUGAAUUUGAGUGAAUGUGAAAAACUUAAGAAGCUUCCGAAUUGGUGGGUUCUCUUCUUUAUUUAUUUUUUACCCAUAAAAUAGAAUUGCUUAUUUCAU
Molecule: messenger RNA, 952 nt
Organism: Lycium ferocissimum
Lineage: Eukaryota; Viridiplantae; Streptophyta; Magnoliopsida; Solanales; Solanaceae
Product: disease resistance protein TAO1-like
Exons: 5
Coding region: 14-937 (307 amino acids)
Molecular function (GO): protein binding
Source: RefSeq, a predicted model, not a curated record